Messenger RNA from Xyrauchen texanus (razorback sucker), 959 nucleotides. RefSeq names its product proteasome 20S subunit alpha 6a (gene psma6a). Gene Ontology annotation, cellular component: proteasome core complex, alpha-subunit complex; cytosol; proteasome core complex. Bases 77 to 817 code for a protein of 246 amino acids. The transcript is spliced from 7 exons. Gene Ontology annotation, biological process: ubiquitin-dependent protein catabolic process. Lineage: Eukaryota; Metazoa; Chordata; Actinopteri; Cypriniformes; Catostomidae. The record is from RefSeq and is a predicted model, not a curated record.
UCAUUUCCGGUGUUAAACAACACUGUGUUUUGAUCUGUUUACAAACUUCUGUGUUAAACAUUAAAUCUGUCUCAGUAUGUCCCGAGGCUCGAGCGCGGGGUUUGAUCGACACAUCACCAUCUUUUCUCCAGAGGGGAGACUCUAUCAAGUCGAAUAUGCAUUCAAAGCCAUUAAUCAAGGAGGUCUUACAUCAGUAGCUGUUCGUGGGAAAGACUGUGCAGUUGUAAUUACGCAAAGAAAAGUUCCAGAUAAGCUGCUCGAUGCAUCCACUGUCACUCAUUUAUUCAGAAUAACAGAAAGUAUUGGUUGUGUGAUGUCUGGGAUGACAGCUGACAGCAGAUCACAGGUGCAGAGGGCAAGGUAUGAGGCGGCAAACUGGAAGUAUAAAUACGGUUAUGAGAUCCCAGUGGACAUGCUUUGUAAGCGCAUUGCUGAUAUCUCGCAGGUGUACACCCAGAACGCAGAGAUGAGGCCACUGGGCUGCUGUAUGAUUGUGCUUGGUGUGGAUGAGGAGCUGGGCCCGCAGGUCUACAAAUGUGACCCCGCAGGCUACUACUGUGGCUUCAAGGCCACUGCUGCUGGAGUGAAGCAAACAGAAGCCACAAGCUUCCUGGAGAAAAAGGUGAAGAAGAAAUUGGAUUGGACCUUUGAACAAACAGUAGAGACUGCAAUAAGUUGCAUGUCUACAGUUCUAGCUAUCGACUUCAAACCUUCAGAGUUGGAGAUCGGUGUUGUUACUACAGAGGACCCCAGAUUCAGAAUUUUGUCAGAGUCUGAAAUUGACGCCCAUCUUGUGGCCCUCACUGAGCGCGAUUGAGAAUAUCUGCAUGAGUCUGUAUCCUGUGACAGAAAUGUUUGAGAAUGAAUACCAUAUGUCCUAAAUAUUCAGGUCAACUGAUGUUUUUUGCUGUUUAUUUAGCAUUUUUCUUGCAACAGUACAAUAAUAAAAAAUAAAAAAA